Drosophila teissieri is the source of this 1151-nucleotide messenger RNA. It is a transcript of the gene Cpr97Ea, whose product is annotated as tyrosine-protein phosphatase non-receptor type 23. Gene Ontology annotation, cellular component: chitin-based extracellular matrix. The record is from RefSeq and is a predicted model, not a curated record. The transcript is spliced from 4 exons. Bases 42 to 1151 code for a protein of 369 amino acids. Lineage: Eukaryota; Metazoa; Arthropoda; Insecta; Diptera; Drosophilidae. Gene Ontology annotation, molecular function: structural constituent of chitin-based larval cuticle.
UCCCACAAAGCCAAUCAGCGGCUACAAUUCAACAGUUCAACAUGAAAGUGAUGCACCGCGUGCUCUUUGUCGGCUGCCUCAUAGUAGGUGUGGGCAUGGUGAGGUCACAGGACUACCAGGAUUACCAGGAGAACACACCAAGGGCUGCUCCUAUUCGGCUGAGGGCCAAUGCCGCUCCUGCUCGAGCUGAAGCGCCACGGGCUGAUCCAGUGGCAAUCCUCAAGCAGAUCAACAAGCACAAUGAAGAUGGCUCCUACACCUAUGGCUAUGAGGGAGCCGAUGGAUCCUUCAAAAUCGAGACCAAGUUGGCCACUGGCGAGGUGAAGGGCAAGUACGGCUAUGUGGACGAGACCGGAAAAGUGCGAGUGGUGGAGUACGGAGCCAACAAGUAUGGCUUCCAGCCAUCCGGAGAAGGCAUUACAGUGGCACCACCCACGCUGGUGGAUGAAACUCUCAAGGAGGAACCAGAUUACGCCGACGAGCCGGCACCACAGCGGCCGCAGAAACCCUAUCGUGUUCAGCGUCCCCAGCCACGCCCACAGCCCCGCCCACAACCUCAGCCGCAGCCGCAGUACGUGCAAUACGAGGAGGAGGAGGAGCCACAACGUCGAGUCCAGUAUGCCCCAGCUCCUCAGCCGCAGCCUCAACCGCUGCCGCAACCACAACAUCUGCCACAGCAGCACCACCAGCCUUCGGUGGGUCCGGCACCGCCAAGACUCCAGGUUCCCGGCGCACAGCGCACCACCGACGUGCUCUACUCACCGCUGCAGCGUCCUGCUCGCCCCGAACCGGAUUACUCGCAAACGCAGAGCUUCGGCGAAGGACCCUCGAAUGUGCGGAUUUCCCGCCCCGUUUACGCCCUGCCCCCCGCCUCACCGGCUCCGAGCAGUGCCCGGGCUCAGGGAUUCCUGGCUCCCGCCUCCGGGGGACGUCCGCUGCUGGAACCAGUGGGCUUCGGCCAAUCCCAGGGACCCAGCGCUCGUCCUGUCCAACAACAGCAGCCGAGCUUCCAGCCACAGCCACAGCCGCGGCCACAGGCUCGCAGUGGUGGAGGAGGUGGCUCGGGAUUGCUGGAUCAGCUGGCCCGGGACUACGCCCUGCCCCAGGGAAACGCCCAGCCGCUGCACGACAUCACCUUCGGCUACUACUGA